ACUUCAUAGGCGGCAGGACAUCCGCGCUCAUGUUUACUGGUUUAUUGUUUUUAUUUCCGCGCAUGUUCCUUGUUAGCAGCACAGGCGCAGCUGGCACGAAUUUACAGAUGGGCAUAUGUUUUCUACUGCAUUCUGAAGUGCUGUACAUUUGAAAAACCAAGAAGAAAGGCAAAAGACGCGAAGCAUUGUGGUAACUUACGACCCGCGUGCUGUGCAAUAGAUUCAGCACUUCGAGUCCACGUAUACCGAUUUCGACUUUGGGGUCAGAAAACAUAAUUGACAACCCAGCAUUGUACGAUGGCCAGCGACAUGAAAACUGUGUUCGUGACCGUUGGCACAACUUCUUUUGAUGACCUAGUCGCGACAGUAGUGUCAUCGCAUGUGCUUAACGUGUUGCGAAGCCAGGGGUACACGAAAGUGCUGAUCCAAGUCGGCAAAGGUAGAAGACCGAAACUGCAAACUUGCCUUGACCCAUCAGUUGAAUUCUACAGCUUCAAGGAUUCCAUAACGAGAGAUAUAAACGAGGCGUCUUUGGUAAUCAGUCAUGCAGGUGCUGGCAGCAUUCUUCAGGCCCUAAGAGCAGGAAAAAGGUUGAUAGCUGUUAUUAAUCAAGACUUGCUUGGGAACCACCAGAGCGAACUCGCAAGUCAGUUGCACAGCGAUGGCUACCUUAUGUACUGCACUUGCGAGGAUCUUCCAAAGACCCUGGAAGACAUGGAAUCAACUAGACAUCGAGCUUUCCCCGAACCACACUUGAAUCGUUUUCCGCAGCUUCUUGAUGGCAUAAUGGGAUGGACGUAUUGAGCACGUACUAGCACAGUGAAAACUGCGGGAUACUUCAUACUUUUCUGGUAUAAUUUGAACUACUAUAAGGCAGGGAUACUGUUAGACAUGCAUUUAUUCUUUUGUAAAUAGUCAUAUUAUCACCUUGUGUACAUGAAACACUGAAGAACAACGUCAAGUGCCCGAAAGUGAGUGAAUAAAAAAGAAAAAAUGUCGGAAAUUGAAGCAUUUUUGCCUAGUCAUGCCACUGGAAUGGCGUCUUCACAGUUCAGAAACUUGGUCAAAGUUUAGUACUUGGUCAAAUGUACGCUCCAGUCUGGUUGAGAAUAAAUCUACAAAGUGCUAUAACAUAA
This is a messenger RNA of Ornithodoros turicata, 1136 nucleotides long. Its product is annotated as UDP-N-acetylglucosamine transferase subunit ALG13 homolog. NCBI's taxonomy places the organism in Eukaryota, Metazoa, Arthropoda, Arachnida, Ixodida, Argasidae. The record is from RefSeq and is a predicted model, not a curated record. The transcript is spliced from 4 exons. Gene Ontology annotation, biological process: dolichol-linked oligosaccharide biosynthetic process. Gene Ontology annotation, molecular function: hexosyltransferase activity. Bases 298 to 804 code for a protein of 168 amino acids.